This is a messenger RNA of Adineta steineri, 2976 nucleotides long. The record is from the annotation of a GenBank genome assembly. Lineage: Eukaryota; Metazoa; Rotifera; Eurotatoria; Adinetida; Adinetidae.
AUGGCAUCAGGCGAUAUUCAAUCAGAUGAAAGUCUCUACCCAAUUGCUGUUUUAAUUGAUGAACUUCGUAAUGAAGAUGUUCAGUUACGUUUAAAUAGUAUAAAAAAAUUAUCCACUAUUGCAUUGGCACUCGGUGUUGACAGAACACGAUCUGAACUCAUUCCAUUUCUUACUGACACGAUCUAUGAUGAAGAUGAAGUUUUAUUGGCAUUAGCUGAACAAUUAGGAACAUUUACACAACUUGUUGGUGGUGAAAGUCAUGUUCAUGUUUUAUUGCCACCAUUGGAAAGUUUGGCUCAAGUUGAAGAAACAAUUGUACGUGAUAAAGCUGUUGAAUCACUUCGUUUAUUAGCACCACAACAUUCAACAACAGAUUUAGAAACAUAUUUCGUACCAACUGUUAAACGUUUAGCACAAGGUGAUUGGUUUACAUCCCGUACAUCAGCAUCAGGUCUUAUAUCUGUUUGUUAUGCACGUGUUUCAAAUCAUGUUAAAGGCGAAUUACGACAAUUAUUUAAAAGUCUUUGUCAAGAUGAUACACCAAUGGUUCGUCGUGCAGCAGCAUCAAAAUUAGGUGAAUUUGCUAAAGUUGUUGAAGCAGAUUAUUUACGUCAAGAACUUGUACCAUUAUUUAAUAAUUUGGCAAAUGAUGAACAAGAUAGUGUACGACUUUUAGCUAUUGAAGCUGGUAUUGCUAUGGCUGGUUUAUUUCGACAUGAAGAUCUUGAACAACAAAUGAUGCAAACAUUACGUGCAGCAACUGAAGAUAAAUCUUGGCGUGUACGAUAUGUUAUUGCUGACAAACUUGUUGAUCUUCAAAAAGCAGUUGGUCCAGAAAUAACAAAAAAUGAUUUAGUCAAUGCUUAUUGCUCGUUAUUAAAAGAUCCUGAAGCUGAAGUACGAGCAGCAGCAGCAUCAAAAUUAAAAGAUUUUUGUAAUAAUUUACCAACGGAUACACGCGAACAAGUUAUAAUGGCACAAAUUUUACCAUGUGUCAAAGAUAUGGUUGGUGAUAUGAAUCAACAUGUCAAAUCGGCUUUAGCUUCGGUUAUUAUGGGUCUUUCACCUAUACUUGGCAAGGACAAUACACUUGAACAUCUUUUACCAUUAUUUCUUAAUCAAUUGAAAGAUGAUUAUCCAGAAGUUCGACUUAAUAUUAUUUCAAAUCUUGAUUGUAUUAAUGAAGUUAUUGGAGUUCGUCAAUUAUCACAAAGUCUUUUACCAGCUAUUGUUGAAUUAGCAAAUGAUGCUAAAUGGCGUGUUCGUCUUGGUAUUAUUGAAUAUAUGCCAUUAUUAGCUGGUCAACUUGGUCCAGAAUUUUUUGAUGAAAAAUUAAGUAGUCUUUGUAUGAGUUGGCUUACUGAUCAUGUUUUUGCUAUUCGUGAAGCCGCAACAAAUAAUUUAAAAAAAUUAGUUGAAAAAUUUGGUCGUGAUUGGGCACAGAAUACAGUUAUACCUAAAGUUAUACAAUUAGCACGUGAACAAAAUUAUUUAUAUCGAAUGACAUGUUUAUUUGCUAUAAAUGUCUUAGCUGAACCUUGUGGUCAAGAAGUUACACAACGAAUGAUGUUACCAACAGUUAUAACACUUGCAAGUGAUCCUGUUGCUAAUGUUCGAUUUAAUGUUGCCAAAACAUUACAACGUAUCUAUUCAGCUAUUGAUCAAAGUACAUUGGGUUCACAAGUUAAACCAUGUUUGGAAAAAUUAAAUCAAGAUGCAGAUCAUGACGUUCAAUAUUUUGCUAAUGAAGCUUUAGAAAAAAUACUAGCAGCACGUUUUUCUCUUAAUAAUUAUGAUAAAGAAGAUUCUACUCGGACUCUGAUGUCAUCUAACUUUGUUGCAUUAGAAGAAUUAUCUGAAUUUCUUGAUCUACAAGGUCGUCUUGAUCUUAAAUCACUUGCACUUCAAACAUUACUUUCAAUAACUGCAUCGAAAGAAGGUCGUCAUUUAAUAUUAUCAUUACCUAAUGAUGAUUCUAAACCAUCAUUAUUAUCACGUGUUUGUCAUUUAAUAUUUGAAGAUGUUCAAGAAUCAAUUCGUUUUGAUUCAUUACUUUUCUUAAUUAAUUUAACAAGUGAUAAUGAAUUAUCAAUAUUAAAUCAUAAACAAACAUCAAUUACAAAUGAUUUCUGGUUACAAUUAUUAAAACGUUGCAUUGAUGAUCGUCAAUAUGAACAUGCUGAUGCUGGAUGUAAACUUCUAUCAAAUAUAACAUCACGCACGAUAACAAUAGAUCAAAUUAAUGAAUUUAUAGAUCAUUUAGAUAAAAAUGAUCCAUCAUGGUUUGAUCAUUUAAUACAAGCUUUUUCUACGAUUGAUUAUAAUCUUAAAAAAAAUAAUCUAGAUUAUUUAUCAGGAGUUCUUGUGAAUUUAACACAAUCGAAAGUUAUUCGAGAACGUUUAAGAAGUAAUGAACAUUUAAAACGUUUAUUAUGUUUUACGGAUCAAAAUCAUUCAACUAUUCGACGAGGAAGUGUUGCUUGUAUACUUAAAAAUUGUUGUUUUGAUCAUGAAAGUCAUGAAAAAUUAAUUCAUGAUGAGAAUGAUAAUGAUGAAUUUAUUUGUGCAUUACUUUUACCACUUGCUGGUCCAACAGCUGAUGAAUUAACAGAAGAAGAAAAUGAACAGUUACCAAUUGAUUUGCAAUAUUUACCAAGUACUAAACAACGUGAAUCAGAUCGAGAUAUUCAACAAAUUCUUCUUGAAACAAUACUUCUAUUAUGUGCAACAAAACCGGUUCGUGUAUAUCUUCGUUCCAAACAAAUUUAUUACAUAAUACGACAAUACCAUCAACAAGAAAAUUUAGAUUUUAAUUCUAGUCGUACAUGUGAACGAAUUAUUCAAAUAUUAAUUGGUGAUGAAGAUUAUUAUGUCGAAACGGAUAAUCUACUUGAAUUAAAUAUACCGGAUAAUUUAAGAGAAAAAUUUCAAGAAAUUGAUAAAAAAGAAGAAGCAGAAAAUAUCAUUGAUGAAUGA